AGAUCGGGACUAGACGACGGCCAGUCUUCAGCUCUGAUGAAGUCCGAAACGUUCGUUUCCAACCAAGACUGCGUAGACCGAGCUUUAUGACCUGGCGCCGAGUCUUGCUGGAAGGACCAUUUUUGAUUAUUGAACAUGGUGUUGUUAAGGGGCUUCACUACCUUGUCAAGAAUGGUAUCUUGAUACACUUGUGCUGAUGUUUUGAUACCUUUUUCACAAAAGUAUGGAUCAGUCACUCCUUCAUAGCUAAUAACCCACCAAACCAUCACUGAAGUCGGAUAGUGCCCACGUUGCACUCUGUCAACUAAUUAGGAAGCUUCCUUAGAGCUUUGAGCAUAAACACGGUCAUUUUGUUUGUUAAAAUGUUGCUCAAUUGUAAAAAAAUUCUCAUCCGUAUACAUUUUUUUCUAUGACCUCCCUUUGCGUACCGCUUCAGUAGUUGUUUCGACUUUACCACCCUAUUCUCUUUUAAAUUAUCAGUUAAGAAAUGACCAGUACGUCUCUUAUAGGCUGCAAGUCCUAAGUCAUCUUUUAAAAUACGCGACAUGGUUCUAGGUGUUAUGUUCAUCUCCCGAGAUAAAAUCUUUUGCUUUCGGACAGGAUUUCUUCGAAUUCUUUCCCUUACUGCUUUGACCACCUUUUUCUUACGAACACUACGUGGACCGCCAGAUCUUUUUCUGUCACAAACAGAGGAGGUCUCAUUGCACCUAUUAAUAGCCCGGUACACAAGCAUUUUACUAAUACCAAGCGUAUGGAGAGUUUUAAAAAUUGCAUUUGGCUCCAUACCUACUUUGUGUAAUGCAAUCAUAGCGAUUCGGUUCUCUUUAUCACCCCACUCCAUUUUAAUAUCGCAAAAUAUUGUACAAUGUAUUGGCGCCAAAAUGAGAAAACUCAAUGAGCAAUCAUAUAAAAAUGACAGAUUCCAAAUUCAAAUGUAAUAUUUUGUUUAUUUUUAAUUGUAACAGUAUUUAUGGCCAGACUAAGUAUAAACAUACCUAUAAAAAGUAGCUGAUAUAGUGAUCAUGCUACAAAAAUGGACAUUUCACCCCGAACCUUCUUGUCGUUCGAAAUAUCAUUAGUUUAUAUUAACUCGUCACUACAUUGUUCAGCUAGGAACCUUACAUUUACACCUGACAUUUAUGAAUAACAUUCUUGAACGCAGUUUCGAUGGUAAAGAAGAAGAAUCGAAAUGUAAAUCCGUAAAAAGUCAAACGAUACAGAUCGGGUGGGAUCGAAUUUUCAGUGUCAAACUAUUAGGGACUGCGAAUAUAUCAAUCAAAGCACCACACGUAAACCAAUCAGCACAGAAACUGAGUAAAUGUAAGUUGAAUCAAAGUGGGAAUGUUGGCAGUCGGAUGUUCUCACAGAUUGGCACUUUUAAAAACAAUUAUUGUAAAUAUAAUAUGCAAGUCGUAUUUUAUUUAUAUAUUUUUAAAUAUAAUUAAAUUGAUUACUGUUACUAGAAUUAUUUAGCAAUACCCUGGUACAAUUAUUCUUAAAUUAUAUAUGCUCUUAACCACCACCUGAUACCAAUUGGACAACAUUUGACUACAACUGAUUACUUCUUUCAAUAGUUAUAAACAUUAUAGAAUGAACGAAUUAAACCAAUAAUGAAAGAAUGAAAAUAUUCUAAUUACAAUAUGCGGCCCGGAUCAUAACGGGACAAGGCAUUCGUUUGAAAGGGCGAAUUGCCAAUUUAAAGUCAAAUUUGAACAUGAAAUUGUGUGUGCCGCAGUAACGAUAUUAUCGGGCACCUUACGUUCGUGAGUAUAAAUUAAGUUAUCUUCAAACAUGUGUUUAGGGCAUUUCGUUUCCUGCCUUUGUCAUUGUUUGGGUACAGUAGUAGUAGUAGUUUUAUUUAUCCAAAUGGAAAGGCAAAAGUGUCGUACCAUACAGCCUAAUCUUUUAUAUAUUUUUUUAUUUUAUGAAAUAUGAUACUAUGAAAUGAAAUGAAGUUGAUUAAUAAUAUGAAACAUGACAUGAUGGGAUACUUUUAUGCAAAAUGAUAAUAUGAAGUGAAAUGAAAUGAAGAUGAUUAAUUUGAGACAUCAAUCAACUGGGAUGAAAUUAAAUGAAAUGAGAUGAGAUGAUAUGGGAUGAAAUAUAAUCUCAGUAAAAUGGUUGGUCAUUUACUGAGAUAUUUUCAGUGGACUUUUUGGAGGAUCCCGAGAAGUUACGUCCAGCGGCUUUGUUUCAUUUUCCCACAUUUGUGCACUGUCACAGAUAUUAAACAGUUAAUAAACCACCGUUAUUACACAUUUAAACCUGAAGAAACACUAAAUAGACAAAAUAAAACAAAUCACACAACUUCACUCCUCGCGUUCCCGCCAAAAAGUUCUGUUUGGGUACAUUAGGAAAAUAUAUGUAUACCUAAACAGAUUAUCUGACAUCUCUUUAUAUAUCUGUUAAAUAAAUUAAAAAAUGAUAGAAUGUGACGGACACGGUGGGGUGGCAUACCGCCUCCCCCUUCGAGCGCGAUGUCCUGCAGGAGUCUGUCCUGGGCCCCUUGCUGUGGAGCAUCGGCUUCGACUGGGCCCUACGAGGUCUCCUCCCCGGCCUGAGUGUAGUCUGCUUCGUUGGUCGUGGCUCCGGGGAGGGACUACCGAGAGUCUGCCCGUCUGGCUUGCGCAGGCGUGGCACUCGUCGUCACAAGGAUCCGAAGGUUGGGGCUCGAGGUGGCGCUCGACAAAACCCAGACCCUGCUUUUUCACGGGACGAGACGUGCGCCGCCACCGGGUGCCCACCUCGUGAUCGGAGGGGUUCGCAUCGGGGUCGGGGUGACCGGUCUCAAGUACCUCGGCCUCGAAUUGGAUAGUCCAUGGAACUUCCGCGCUCGUUUUAAAACGGCUCUUCGAGUCGGCUUCUUCCGAACGUCGGGGGUCCUAAUCAGUUAGUGUGCCGCCUAUACAUGGGGGUGGUGCGGUCGAUGGCACUUUACGCGUUCCUGUUUGGUGCCGCGCCCAGACCCGCGAGAAUGUCACUGUGCUGCGGUCCCUGGAUACCGCACCGGCUCCUACGAGGCGGCGUGCUUACUCGCCGGGGCGCCGGGACGCCACUUAUUUCAAUGGAGUUGAAGCCUCGACGUCAGUAUCAUAAGGAAUAUUGCGUUGCCUAUGAGCUGUAGUUAAUAGCUCCUUAAAUUGACCUUAAGGAGAAGACCGACCAAUGAACUCGUACUAAGCAAUGCGACUAUACCGACAUUAAAAUCUAAUAAGCAGCUAACAACUUUUCUAGUGAAAUACAUACAUACAUAACUCAUGUUCAUGAACAACUUGAACGAAGAAGGAAACCCUGCAAUAAAAAUUAAACUCGAAAAAAUUCUAAUUUACGCAAAUACCUCAGUUUCAAGGUCAGUGGUAACAUUCACUAUGUCAUAUUGGGUUCCGGUAACCAUUUAGCACUACGUAGGCAGUGAAUUCGUUUGCCCGUCUACGCAAUAGACCAAAAGAAAUUAUCUUUUUUUUUCUGCCUAUGCUGAUAGCCUUGAGAGGCUAUAUCAGCGUUACCCUACCGUGUAGGUGAGCUCUCGGGGCUCAAACCGGAGUGUUGCUAAUACUGGCCCUAGCAAGAGUAGUGCUUCGCAGAAUCUAUCACCGGAUCGGAAACUCGACCCACUGAGAAGAUCCGGUGAGAAACUCAGUGGACAGAAAUUACCGCUUAGAAAUUAACGUACAGACAUAAUGACGAAAACAAAGAUUUGUUAGUCGUCUUCAACGUUCAAUCAUCGCAUGAAAAGGUAGACGUUUUAAAAUAUUUUAAUAAUUUUUGGUCGCAACAAUGUACUGCGAUCGGACAGAUUUUGAUCUAAAUACUACAAAUCUCUACUACAAAAAAAAAAACAAUUGGGAAAUCCAAACGGGAAAUCAUAAAUUUUUAUAUAAUUGAAUUUUAUUCUAAACUGAUAUAUUGAUAAAUCGUAAAAAAAUUGAUGGAUUAUAUUUUUAUCGCGUUCAACACAUUCACACGUUGCGCUUGUGUAGUGUUUGUGAAUAAGCGCGCGGCGUGACGUCGCACUGCAUGCGCGUCAUAAAAAGUCUGCCCAUCUCUCUUUCGCGCGGUCUAGCGUGUGAGUGUGAAGGGGACAGUUAGUGUUUUGCUUUUGUUAAUGUUUAUAAAUAUAGCGUGGACUUAUUAUUGUUUUAAUAUUAUUUUUUUAUUGUAUAAUCAUAAUUCCAUACGUUGAUAAAAAAUGCUAUGCAAUUAGCUUUACCGCAGCAUUCCCCGAGUGCGACACGUGUUUUUUAAUAUUUUUUAAUAUUUUGAUUUUAAAACUGCAUAGUUUUGGUAUUUUUCUUAAUUUCUACAAUGGUUUUAACUUUGAACGAGUUGGUCAUAAACAUAAUUUUGUAUCACACGGACUGGGAAGCCAAAGAUGCUGUCCUAAACAAUAUAUUGUCAGAUUUGACUUGGUUUCUAAAAUUUGGGGGCGGAAUUGACGUUUCUAUAUCUGCUUUCUUUUUUUACUACCUAAGCUAUGCUAUAAGCUAACUAUGACCCCGUGUGUCGAGCUGUGCCAAUAAAAAUCAUACUUAACUAAAGCCGCAACAGAUAAAGGAUGGUGAAUUUUGCCUCUUUUUUUAUUGCUUAGAUGAGUGGACGAGCUCACAGCCCACCUGGUGUUAAGUAUAUACUGGAGCUCAUAGACAUCUAUAACGUAAAUGCGCCACCCACAUUGAGAUAAGUUCUAAGGUCUCAGUAUAUAUUAGUUACAACGGCUGCCCCACCCUUCAAACCGAAACGCAUUACUGCUUCACGGUAGAAAUAGGCGGGAUGGUGGUACCUAUCCGUGCGGACUCACAAGAGGCCCUAUACCACCAGCACACUAUUAUGCCUACUAUUAUGUCACCUAACAAAAUAAUAUUUAUUGAAUACACGUCUUCUUUUUCCACCAACAAUGCUAAUCUUUAAGACAUUAUUCGACUAAUUUAUUAAAAUAAAAUUUUAAGUCGCCGCAAGAACUGUCAAAUUCAUAAAAUCAUUUUGCAUGUGCAAUUUGCAUCUUUUUAUAUACAGUAUUUUUUCUUCGUUUUCUUAUUUCUUUCUUCGUUUUCUUAUUUCUUUCUCAUUUAGGAAACUAAUAGUACAAUAAGCAACAAGUAACGGUAGGCAGCGGCUUGGCUCUGCCCCUGCCAUUGCUGACGACCAUGAGCGACGGUAACCACUUACCAUCAGGCGGGCCGUAUGCUCGUCUGCCUGCUACGGAGGUUUAUACGGAACCAUUUAACUUUAACUUCUGCCCCGUAUCUUAUCAAUCAAUCACGGAUCAAGAUUUAAAUUAUUAUACGCAUAUAAACGAUACGAUAAUUAGCAUGCGAUAAGAUAUUAUUUGAUAUAAAACAAUCAAGUGCACGUCGACUUGUCAUCUUUAAGGAUUGUCACUAUGAAGGUGUUGCUAUUGAUUUUUUUGGGCGCGGUCUCGUUGGCGUCAGCGGGUCUUCUUCCAGCCAUGCUGCCCUACCAUGAUACGGUUGGAAUUCCUCUGGCAGAAAGUCUCAAGAAAUCGGAGGAAGCCCGAGACUUUGAUGGAUCUAGAAUUGUGAAUGGAAAUCUUGCUCGUUUGGGUGCUCACCCGUACAUGGUCGGUUUAGUCAUAGAAAUACGGGGCAGUGCUAAUUCAGUAUGCGGUUCAUCUAUGCUCAGUAACACGAGGUCUCUCACAGCUGCUCACUGUUGGUUUGAUGGAGUUAGACAAGCAUUAUCAUUCACAAUGGCCUUUGGAACAAUCACUGUUUUUACUGGAGGUGUUAGAGUGCGCACCACAAACGUACGGAUGCAUGAAAAUUGGGAUCCAAGAAAUUUAAUCAACGACAUAGCCGUAAUCACCCACAAUCGGGUGGGAUAUACCAAUGCUAUUCAGGCAAUAACUUUACCAUCUGGAUCUCUUCUUAACAACAAUUUCGUUGGAACCUCGGCACAGGUUUCCGGUUACGGAAGAACCGGUGACGGUUCUCAACACAACAUCAGACCAGAUCAAGCGAAGAGAGUGGCAACCGUCCGAGUUAUUACCAACAAUGAAUGUAGAAAUGUUUUUGGAUCUAUGGUCCGGGACACUAUUAUCUGUACAAGCGGAGCUGAAGGUCGUAAUAUCUGCGGCAGCGACUCUGGCGGACCUUUAUCCAUUGUCAACAAUAAUCGGAGAGUGUUGAUUGGCGUUGUAAUGUUUGGACAUCAUCGAUGCGAGUCUCGUAACCCUGGCGGGUAUUCUCGCGUCACUGCUUACAACAACUGGAUCCGGGCUAGAUUAUAAAUUUUAUUAGAAAAUCAUGAAUAAACAAGUACAUGCGAUUGCAAUAAACCACAAAA
Bombyx mori (domestic silkworm) is the source of this 6303-nucleotide messenger RNA. RefSeq names its product collagenase. The transcript has 5 exons. The coding region runs from base 5381 to 6247 and encodes 288 amino acids. The record is from RefSeq and is a predicted model, not a curated record. Gene Ontology annotation, molecular function: serine-type endopeptidase activity. Lineage: Eukaryota; Metazoa; Arthropoda; Insecta; Lepidoptera; Bombycidae. Gene Ontology annotation, biological process: proteolysis.